GCCGUGUUUUGAAGACACGAACGUAACCAGCCAUCAACAACCACCACAGCCCUCUUUCGUCUUCCCUUGCCCUCUCUCGUUGUCGUCAACAAUCGCAAUCUGCUAUCCGUCUCUUAUUCCGCCUCUCGAGGAAGUUCCCCGAACGCCAUGGAUAACCUUCAGACCCUUAAGCUGUCAGUGGACGCCGAGACGGCCGUGGCGUUGGUCCAGUUCGACCGGCCUGCCAAAAGAAACGCUUUCUCCCAGGCCAUGAUCGGCGAGCUCGUCGCUACGUUGGCUUAUCUCGAUGCCCAUGACGCCGUCCGAGCGGUCGUCGUCACCGGCGGCCCAGACGGUCCUUUCUGCGCCGGUAUGGAUCUGAACGAGCUGGUGCAGAUCAGUACCGCUGAGGCGCACCAGCGCGCCUUUCUGAAAGACUUGACGGAUGCCUUCGCCAGGUUUUCCAAGCCCAUCAUCGCGGCCGUUGUCGGAUUUGCUCUGGGCGGUGGUUGCGAGAUUGCCUUGGCGUGCGAUAUAAUCUACGCCGCGCAAGAUGCCUCUUUUGGUCUCCCAGAGAUCAAGAUCGGAACCAUCCCAGGCGCGGGCGGCACCCAGCGCCUAGCUCGGGCUCUAGGCAAGCACAAGGCCAUGGAAUUCGUUCUCACCGGCGACCCAGCGAGCGGAGCUGAGUUUGAGCGGCUCGGCGUUGUUAAUAAGGUGUUCCCCGGUCCAGAAGUAGUUCCCGCCGCACUGAAGCUUGCGGAGCGCAUUGCCCUCAUGUCCGGCCCAGCCAUCAAGACGGCAAAGCAGGCAGUUCUUACUGUGGAAAAUAGCCAUCUUGAUGCCGGGAUGACCAUAGAGAAGGCGCUUUAUUACUCGACAUUUGGCCUAGGCGACUUCCAAGAAGGGAUGACCGCCUUUCUUCAGAAGCGUCGCCCUGAUUUCAAGCACACGUAACUUUCCGGAUGGCCCGUUGACAGCAUCCCGAUGGCUUGAGCCGAACUACACACCCCAGUUGCCGCCCGACUCCGACGCAUUCCAACAUCGCGCGCGUUGUCUGGGAAUUGCGUAGCGGGGUAAGCACCGGC
This is a messenger RNA of Colletotrichum navitas, 1067 nucleotides long. Its product is annotated as enoyl-CoA hydratase/isomerase. Gene Ontology annotation, cellular component: mitochondrion. The coding region runs from base 148 to 936 and encodes 262 amino acids. Gene Ontology annotation, biological process: fatty acid beta-oxidation. The record is from RefSeq and is a predicted model, not a curated record. The transcript is spliced from 7 exons. Lineage: Eukaryota; Fungi; Ascomycota; Sordariomycetes; Glomerellales; Glomerellaceae.